Molecule: messenger RNA, 4192 nt
Organism: Caretta caretta (loggerhead turtle)
Lineage: Eukaryota; Metazoa; Chordata; Testudines; Cheloniidae
Gene: OPRL1
Product: opioid related nociceptin receptor 1
Biological process (GO): neuropeptide signaling pathway; sensory perception of pain
Cellular component (GO): plasma membrane; neuron projection
Molecular function (GO): neuropeptide binding; nociceptin receptor activity
Source: RefSeq, a predicted model, not a curated record
UGGUCUGCGGUUCGCUGGCAGAGAGAUGCAUUGACACUAUGCAAAGGGGGGUGGAUUGCAGUGCACUGGCAGCGUGACUGGCCAACAGGAGACUGCUUCCCCCAAGUUUGCUUCGCUCUGCAACUGGUAGAGAGGUGAUGUAAGCAGAGCUAAGCCGGACCCACUAGAAGGCUUUCAGACUGGGGUGGACAGUUAUACAUGGGAAUGAAGGGGGAGGAAAAAAGCCCCUCAGGUGUUUUACACAUUGGGAGAAAUCACAGCCCAACUGAGCUAGGCUGGAACUGCAAGCCAGUCCCUCUGCACCGGGAGACCUAGAACUGCAGACGGCCCUGAAGCAGCUUUGGUUAGCAGAUCCGCUCUGCUCCGCUCACACUUCUCCUCACCUCCCCGAGUUUAGAAACGUGUGCAUGGGUGUGAGAUUUCCCCCUGUCAAAAUAUCUUCCUUCUCUGUGAGCACCACAUUCAAACGCCUGCUAAAGCAGCAGCAGCAUCUCACAAUCCGGGAGACUGAAGGCUGGGAGAGCUCUCCUGCAUUUGCUUUGUUUCUCUUUUGUCAUCCGGAUUUAAUUGAUGGACCAGAGCACUGCUGAAGCCAAAGGGGGGGAAGAUCUAGUUUCCUAACCGAAGGGAAAGGAAGCGUGUGCAUUGAGGUCUUUGCCACAGGCUGGAUAGGUUCAGGAUGGAUCCUCUCUUUCCUGCUCAUAUUUUGGAAGACCCUGAUCUGAGGAAACUGCUGAACGACUCCUCAAUCCUGAACCUGAGUUUCCCCAGUAACUGGUUUAACAACGGCACAGGGGACAGCUUCCUGCCACUGGGCAUCAAGAUCACCAUCGUGGUCGUCUACUCCAUCGUGUGCAUAGUGGGGCUGGUGGGCAACUGCUCGGUCAUGUAUGUUAUUGUCAGAUUCACCAAGAUGAAGACAGCCACAAACAUUUACAUCUUCAAUCUCGCCCUGGCCGAUACCCUGUGUCUGAUAACCUUACCCUUCCAGGGUACGGACACGUUCCUAGGGUUCUGGCCAUUUGGAAACAUCCUCUGCAAGAUCGCCAUCUCCAUUGAUUACUACAACAUGUUCACCAGCACUUUCACCCUGACCAUGAUGAGCGUGGAUCGUUACAUCGCCAUCUGUCACCCCAUCAAAGCGCUGGAUAUCCGUACCCCCCACAAGGCCAAAGUGGUCAACAUCUGCAUCUGGGCCCUGGCUUCAGUCUUCGGUAUCCCAGCUAUGGUGAUGGGGUCAGCAGAGAAUGAAAAUAAUGAGAUUGAUUGUCUAAUUAAGCUCCCUAAACCUGUGGAUUACUGGGAUCCAAUAUUUGGGAUUUGUGUCUUUCUCUUCUCCUUCAUGAUCCCUGUGUUGAUCAUCACCAUUUGCUACAGCCUUAUGAUCCGGCGUCUUAAGAAUGUCCGCGUCCUCUCAGGCUCCAAGGAGAAGGAUCGGAAUCUGCGGCGCAUCACUCGAAUGGUCCUGGUGGUGGUUGCUGUCUUCAUUAUUUGUUGGACCCCCAUUCAGAUUUUCGUGCUGGUCCAGUGCCUGGGUGCAAAGGCUGAAAGCGAGCUCGAGUUAGCCAUCUCAUGCUUCUGUACUGCACUGGGAUAUGCCAACAGCAGCUUGAACCCUGUUCUCUAUGCUUUCUUGGAUGAGAACUUCAAGACAUGCUUCAGAAAGUUCUGCUUCCCCACCGCCUUCAGAACAGAGCUCCAGAUGUCCAACAGGAUGUGCAGCAUCGCAAAAGAUGUGGUUUAUGCCUGCAAGAACUCAGAGGGGACUAACAAUCCAGCAUGACUAGGCAUGGAAAUUCCCAUGGUGGCUGUCAGCCAGCAGAGCCCAACGACCCCCACUUCAGAGCUAACUCAGAUAACAGCUCUUUAGCAGGAGCUUUCGGACCCAGAAUUGGAGACUGGAAACCUAGGGGGCAAAUAAAGGAACUGCAAGAGCAUGCAGAAAAGUGAGCCAUUUUGACACCUUUCUUAUUACACCACUCUCCCCGUUAAGUACUAUAUUUUAACUCAGCCCCCCCCUUAAGUCCUAGGAGCCACUAACGUCAUGCACAUUGCCUACAGUUAUAAAGAAUUCAGGAAUUAAAGAGUCAAACUCAGACUUUGCUCCUGAGGCUUAUUUUGCCAUUGCUGCUGGAAAGCAGACAAAAUGCUAAUAACUUUUCUUGGUUGAGUUAUUUCAGUGGCUCAUCAAAUAAUAUGGAUUACCGAGUGCUUGUGUGUGAAUUUUAGGCCAGUAGCAUCUCUCUGAAAUGAGGCUUCAUUGAUGCCAAAGCAAGGAACAGCGGCGAAACAAAACAAAGAUCAUUUCCAGAAUUACUUAUGACUGGGAUGGGUGGGGGGAAUUCAGACACUCCAGCCAGGAAAGAAAGAAGACUGGACAGCGUCACUGCAUGGCUGGAUAACUCAACUCAAAGCCACUUAAAGAGAAGUGGACAACUUCCAGUGAAGGAACAUACUAAAAUCAAACCGUGUGCCGCAGAGAUGGGCGGCAGGGCGGGAGGGGUGUGAAGGGAUUGUAAAAAAUGACAAACAAUAGCUUGGAAGGGGUAGAAGGCAAGACAAAUGAAACCAAUGUCAAUUCAGAGGAAAGAGCUGAAAUUGCUUUUUCUAUAUUUUCAUUAUAACAAUGGAUUGUACUUUGUGUGUGUGUGUGUGUGUGUGUGUGUGUAUGUGUGUUUGUGUAUGUAUAUAUACACACAUAUCUAUAUAGAUAUAUAAUUAAUAUUUCAACUUGCCAGACAUUUCUCAGAGGCAUUUCCCAAUGGAGUCAAGAUGAGGUUAAAUCAAUGGAGUGGCUUAAUAUGGAAAGACAUUUCAAGUUAGUUAUGAUGGCUGUCCUGAAGAAAGUACUGAUAUUUUAACAGCAAGGCAUCCGAAAACACUCCAAAUUCCUCUGGCAUCCUCCCUUCUGGUUCCUGUAAUAUGGACAAACAGUUCUACAAUCAGAUAAGCGUUGCCGACAGAAUUCUGGAGGAGGGAGCCUUUUCCUCCUCAAGUGCUCUGGGCUAGUGGGCACCCCCACACAGCUGUGCGUCGCUUUUAUGACACAGCAGACUUGUCACCUCAAGUGAAACCAUCUGCCCUGUUGUGUCAUUAAAACAUGAACGUGUUUAUGAAGAAUAAACCACUCAACCCUCCCUCCAUGAGAUGCCUCUGAAAAUCGAACCUUUUCUUUCUGUAGCACAAGAGACCAGGAGACUGGGAGCGGCAGAGAGUGGGAAAAAAAUGUUUCCUGACUGGCUGAAAGCAACAGGACUUUUAAAACCAGUUUGAGCUGGGGGCGGGAGGCUCCAACUGAAGGAGGCAGCAAUUCUUGCACUUCAUAGCGAUUGUACAGAUUUUCUUGUGCUCUGUUCUGCGAAAUGAUGUAUUUUUAAUGUGUUGAUAUGCUGACAUUUUAAUGCUGCACUGUUCUUUAUAUAUAUGCUGGAUGAGAACACAAUGUUAUAUUUCUGUGUAAAGUUUUUCUUUUUCGGCAAGGCUUGGAGAACCAUUACAAAUCCUAAAUCACACACCUAGGAACCAGACCACUUGUAAACUAUGCUAAAUUGAACAUGGUCUGGGAACCAGAAGGAGUCUCAAGCAUUUGUCAUGGGAUUUAAAGGGAUAUAGUAGAAAACUUUUUAAUUAAUAUUUUCUAUUAAGAAUUGAGGGGGGGGAAAGACAGGCCCAGUAAGUACUUUGCAAUGGAUAGUUACCCCCCAAACAAUUGCAACAGCAAUGAGGACUGAUAUGAUUACCCAUAGUAAAAGAUCAAGCAUGCAGAGAAGUAAUCAUUUGACACAUGCACACUUAUAUAUAUUAAAAGUUGGGUGGCAUUUUUUAAACAUAAAUGAUUUUGUUAUCUUAACCUAUGCUCAACAAUCCUACAGAAACAAUGUACUCGGUAAGCGUCUGCCUACUCAGCUUUUGGAUAAUUCGUGGCCUUUGCCGUGAGUGUGUUAUACAUUCUGAUUUAUGCUCAAUGGAAUUUGUUAUAAGAAGAGCAACUACAACAAAAAUAGAAGCUUUAUUGUACUGUGCCUCUGGAAGUAAAGAAUCAUGGCUGGCUGAAAUGCAAGCCCUUUAAUUAUCUUCUGAAAUUGUUGUGGUGGUAUAUUUGAGCUUAUGACUAUUGCAGUGUAAACGGCAAUUUCCUACAUGGUUACUUGUGCUUUAAUAAAGGAAAAUAAACUCCUGCACUUUUGAAUGA